Molecule: messenger RNA, 543 nt
Organism: Iphiclides podalirius (scarce swallowtail)
Lineage: Eukaryota; Metazoa; Arthropoda; Insecta; Lepidoptera; Papilionidae
Source: the annotation of a GenBank genome assembly
AUGGUGUCUGGAGACAAUGCUCAUGGAGUUCAAUUCUCUGAUACUGGUACCUGCACUUGCCCGACCACUAUGGCAGUAUGGACAACUUCUCGUGUGUGUCGGCCUCUUCAGCAAAGACAACCAACGCCUGCAUUAGCAGUCCAUUUCGCCGAAUGCAGACACCUGCCCCGUUACGUGGAUUUGGACGAGGAAGAGCAACAGCUGUACCGGGCCGCGUACGAAACGCCAUCUUACGAGGGCGAUCAGUACGAAGAGGACAAUGACCCGUCGAUGACCAAGCUAGACUUGCUCAAGGACGCCAUUUGGGCUAUCAAAGCUAAGGUCAAAGAGCUGAAGGCCUUCAACAAGGCCCUGGCGGCCAAUUUACUAUCGACGAAGCUCAAACUGAAGGAACUGAUUGCCAGUGGUCUGCUACUCAAGAAGCACGUGCACGGCGAGGUAGUGGAAAAGAAAAAGCCCAGCCCUAACUAUCAGGCCCCUUCUCAUCAGACGUACGAGCCCUAUGCACCACCCCAUUAUAUGCAGGAUCAUUAUCACGGAUAU